This is a messenger RNA of Ricinus communis (castor bean), 2121 nucleotides long. Its product is annotated as glucan endo-1,3-beta-glucosidase 3. The coding region runs from base 538 to 1806 and encodes 422 amino acids. The transcript has 3 exons. The record is from RefSeq and is a predicted model, not a curated record. Gene Ontology annotation, biological process: carbohydrate metabolic process. Lineage: Eukaryota; Viridiplantae; Streptophyta; Magnoliopsida; Malpighiales; Euphorbiaceae. Gene Ontology annotation, molecular function: hydrolase activity, hydrolyzing O-glycosyl compounds.
UUUGCUGUUGGUUCCACUUCCACGCGUCCCGAAAUUUGCAUUUUGCAGAGGCAGACACAGACCCUUCUCAAAAUCGUGGUGCCCAAGCCUCUCUUUCAUUUUCCUAUUAUAUAUAUCAUUACGUAGCUAUUAGUUCCCGUUAGGCCUUACUCCAUUAGCCAUCUUUUUUCUUUUCUCUUUUUAAAUUACUUACCGGCAGUUCUUUUUGAUGCUCUGUACUGUACUCUUUUGCUUCUAGUCAAUGUUUUGCUUUGAAAAUACAGUUUUUUUCCAAGGUCCAGAGGUACCGCUACUAAAAAGGGUUGAUAUUUAGGAGUGCCGAAGACAGUAUAGUGUAGGUACAUUCUUUGGUUAAUAGCUUCCUUUGCACUCUUUAAAAACCCAAACCUUACCUUAUUAUUGUAAGGUACACUGUACACAUUUGCAGACAGAAAAAGAGAAAAAAGAAGGAGAGAGCAGAGUGGGUUUUGGCCGUUUUACACAGUGGGUUUUUCUUUUUCUUUCGAGAUUUCAUAUCCUUUCUUUCUAGGCUGAAAAAUGUUGAAGAUGGGGUUUCUUCUCUUCAACCUCUUCCUCCUCUCUUUUCUGGGUCUUACUGGUGCAGGUCAAGAAUCCAUUCAACUACUUAAUCUUUAUGAUGCAACUCCUGAGGUUAUUCAAGCAAUGUCUCAUUCAGCUCAUCCACUAGCUAUAUCUGUGAGUCUUGAAGACCUUACUGGAGUUUCAAGCAGUGUUUUGAAGGCUGAGAAUUGGCUUAGAACCCAUGUUCUAGCUCACUUUCCUGCUACUAAGAUCACUACUAUUGUUGUGGGUAGCACUAUUCUCUGUCAAAAUGAACAAGAUCACAACUUGGGUAUGAUUCUACCAUCUCUUAGGAACAUCUAUUACUCACUUACUAGGUGGGGUAUAGAAAGAGAAGUCAAAGUUUCUGCUGCUUUUUCUUUUAACUGUUUUAACCCAAAUUCUAUACUUAACAAAGAUGAUUUAGCUGAGAAAGUUAUCAGACCGUUGCUACAUUUUCUACAUAGUGUAAACUCUACUUAUUCUAUAAACCUUCCUCCAAAUCUCUCUUCUUUAUCACAUGAAGCAAUGAACUUGCUCUCUUCUAAAACAGAAUCAUUCAAAAAGUUUGGAUCUUUUGGCCCGAACAAGAUCAAUGUGGUAGUUAACAGCCAAAGACAUAAACUACUCAUGAACAGAAAACUCUCAACUGUAGAAUCCAAGAUUGCAAACCCAUUUCCUGCAAGACCAACUCCAUUACCAGAAACCUCACAACCCCCAAUCCAUUCCUCAAUUGGGUUUUCAGUCCCUGCCAAUAUAGCCAAAAACCCUCAUCCUCCACUAUCUUAUGCUGCCUCUCCACCACCAUUGUCCUAUCCCCAUGCCUCUCCACCUCCAAUGGUUUUUCCUUUUGCACCGCAACAGCCUCCUUUUGCUGGUCCACCCGCAGGAGGACCGUACGGUUACUUGCCUCCUUGUAAUCCAGCUGACACAACAAUAGCACCAGCACCAGCUCUGGGAGGUAUAGUGCAGGAACUUUGGUGUGUGGCUAAGCCUAGUGUUCCUGCAGAGACAUUGCAAGAAGCAUUAGACUAUGCUUGUGGUGAUGGUGGUGCUGAUUGUGCUGAGAUUAUGCCUAAUGGAAACUGUUUCUAUCCUGAUACUGUUGUUGCUCAUGCUUCUUAUGCCUUCAAUAGCUAUUUUCAAAAAAAUAAGAGAAAUGGCGGUAGUUGUAGCUUUGGAGGUACUGCUAUGCUAAUCACUAGUGACCCAAGUUUUCUUCAUUGCAGGUUUCUCCUCAGCUAGAGAUAGUCAAGCAAUUAUGCAAGUUAGAAAUAGAGAAUAUUAAUGGUUUUUGUUUUGGUACAAAGUAGAGCUGGUAGGGUAUGAUUGGAAGGAGUAUCUGUCUACUUUACUCUUACUAUCUAGUAAUUACACUAGCAGAUGGCAUGUAGAGAUUGUCUUUCAGGAAAUUUUGUUGUGUUCUGUUUAUUUAAUGUAGCUUUGGUGGUGCACAAAAAUGCUCUUUUGAGUAGUAUCUUUGAUAGAUCAAACCAUGUUAAUUUUCUCUCCAUUGAUAUCAGAGAUUGCAUCUCUAUAUAUUUGAUCCUCUUUUGUUCA